GUCAAACUCCUUCAACGUCCCUUCAUUCGGGGCAUAAUAAAAUUAAACAAGUGCAAAAAGUGUGAAGAUCGAUACAAAUAUAUGAUAUUAAUUCUAAAAUGUUAGUACUAAUUAGUCAAUUUUGCAUCGUGCUUAAUAAAAGUCGUAAAACAAACAUAACCUCAGAAAUGUUUAUAUUGUGAUGAAGAUUAGCGUAAAGGUUUUAGGGUUUCAAGUUGUAGCAGAAAUUAUUACCAAAAAACUAUAUGAAGCAACAUUAACAAUGAAACGCAAACCCCAAAUGACAUCGAUCAACGCAACAGCUCCAAAAAAACACCAUUGGGCAACAGGUUUGUUAGUUUCUAUGGAAGACCCUAAGCUCAGAGUAAAAGAAGAUGACAAAGUAGUUGUUAUUAAGGAUAAGUAUCCAAAGGCUCAGUUCCACUACCUGGUUCUACCGAAAGUAAAUAUCCCCUCAAUCUGGCACCUUAAAAAGGAGAAUGAGGAUUUGUUGCUCCAUAUGGCUAAUGUUGCUGAAGAGUUAACUAAGGGGCAUGAAGAUUCGGAAUUUUUAAUUGGCUACCAUGCUGUACCAAGUAUGCAACGAUUACACUUACAUGUAAUAAGCACAGACUUCAACAGCCCUUGUUUGAAAACUAAGUACCACUGGAAUUCAUUCAUAACACCCUUUUUUCUGCAUUCAACUGAUAUCCACAAUCAGUUACGUGAGAAGGGUGAACUCAAAAAAUUAAAAUCCGAAGACAGUGCACAGCAUUUAAACACUCCGCUUAAAUGUCACAAGUGUCCCGAAACUCCGAAGAACAUGCCCGAAUUAAAAAGACACUUGCUGACACAUUUACCGAAUCAAAGAACUAUCGUUUAACAAAAUAAUUGUUUACUCAAGCUGGUAGAUGUUUUUUUUAAUCUCUAAUUCCCUAGAUUAUAAAUACCGAACCGAUUAAUUACCAUGUGCAAUAUUAGUUGGCGACAAAAGGCCAAUAGAGAUUUGUUACGCUAAUGUUGCUAGACAUGCAAUUUUAAACUACUCUGAAUU
Messenger RNA from Dufourea novaeangliae, 1033 nucleotides. RefSeq names its product aprataxin (gene Aptx). The coding region runs from base 182 to 862 and encodes 226 amino acids. The transcript has 4 exons. Gene Ontology annotation, biological process: double-strand break repair; single strand break repair. Gene Ontology annotation, cellular component: nucleus. Lineage: Eukaryota; Metazoa; Arthropoda; Insecta; Hymenoptera; Halictidae. Gene Ontology annotation, molecular function: single-strand break-containing DNA binding; single-stranded DNA binding; double-stranded RNA binding. The record is from RefSeq and is a predicted model, not a curated record.